Molecule: messenger RNA, 3084 nt
Organism: Carica papaya (papaya)
Lineage: Eukaryota; Viridiplantae; Streptophyta; Magnoliopsida; Brassicales; Caricaceae
Product: girdin (DUF630 and DUF632)
Source: RefSeq, a predicted model, not a curated record
UCGGUUGAAUAUUUAGGUCAAUGCGAAAUCAAAUCAAGAAGAAAUUGAUUUCAGUAUUUAUGGCCAGUUGAUUCUUUUUCCUCCUCUGUAAAUCGUUGCUUCUUACAGAUUACCUAUUCUCUUCUUCCCUGAGAGUAUCCGGCUAGGGCUUCGUUUCAGGGACAAGCUUCCGUCAUGGGAUGCUCCACGUCGAAACUCGACAGCUUACCGGCCGUUUCACUGUGCCGACUCCGCUGCAAAUUCCUUGAGGAAGCGCUCCACCAAAGCUACGUUCUCGCAGAUGCGCACGUUGCUUACAUGCAGUUCCUCAAAACUAUUGGCCCAACUCUCCACCGCUUCUUUGAGAAAAAUGUUGACUCUUCGUCUGGGGGUGAUCCGGCCGUCUCCGUCGCCAUACCUUCCAAGUCUUCUCCUCCUGCGUUGUUGCCGGAUCAUUCCAUGUCCGGUUUAAGCUCCGAUUCGCAUCUUCAAGUCGAUUCAGAUUCCGAUGGCGAAGGAGAAGAUAGGGAUAUAUUUUACUCAGAAUAUCCUAAUCGCGAAACUAUAACUUCAAUUCCUGAUGAUAUGUUUCUUUCAAUGGAUUACGCGAAGAAUCAACCUACUCAAUCUGUUUCGUAUGCUUACUCUAAUCGUAGUGAUUAUUACACUAACUCGUUUCGUAAUUACGAAUUAGGAUCCACAACACCGCCGCCUCCAGCUCCAAGAAGCUCUGUUUGGGAUUUCUUAAACUUCUUUGAAGCCUGUGAGUUGCCUUACGGUCUUAUUUUUAAAGAACCGAACGAAAAAGGAGGGACUCAUGAUCUUGAAGAUGUUUCAGUCAAUCAAACUCGCGGAGAAAAGAAAUCUCAUGCAAAUCAUUCGAGAGCCGACGUACAAAAGGACGUUAGUAAACAGAAUGGGUCGGAAAAGAAUGGCUAUGGGGCGGAGAAGAAAGUAAUUUCAGAGAAAGAGAAGAGUGGUUCAAGUGAAACACGGAGUGGAAGUCUUCAGAAAAGCGUCUCCGAGAUUAUGAGAGACCUGCAGAGUUUAUUUGAGAAAGCUUCAGAGUCAGGAAAUGAGGUUUUGAAGAUGCUUGACACUGCAAAGUUCCGUUAUUACCAAAAAAAUUCUGUUUAUCAAGUUUCCUCCAAAAUGAAGAUCUUGCACGUUGUCACGCCAUCUUUGUCUGUCAUGUCGUCUCAAUCUUCCACAGAGAAGGUUGGUUCUGUAAAUCCUGGCUUUGAUGACGAUUUCAAUGUGAGUUUUAGGAAUCUAUCUUCUACUAUGAAGAAGCUCUAUAUGUGGGAGAAAAAACUCUAUCACGAGGUCAAGGCUGAGGAAAAAUUGAGAAAACUUCAUGCCAGGAAGUGUAGGCAGAUAAAAAGGUUGGAUAAAAAGGGUGCUGAUGCUCAUAAAAUUGAAUCUACCCAAAUUUUCAUCAGGACUUUAUCCACCAAGAUGAAAGUUGCAAUUCAUGUUAUUGAAACGAUAUCAGUUACUAUUAAUAAGUUGAGGGACGAAGAAUUGUGGCCACAAAUCAGUGAUCUGAUUCAAAGGUUACUUGAAAUGUGGAAAGCUAUGCUAGAAUGUCACAGGAACCAAUCUCAGACAAUUGCAGAAGUCAGAAUUCUGGACACAACUGCAUCAAAUGAAAAACUUAGCACUUCUCAUCUUGAAGUGGCCAUGCAACUAAAACUUAAGCUACAAAGCUUUUACUUAAGCUUCUUUUAUUGGAUUGAAGCACAAAGGGGUUAUGUCAAGGCUUUAAAUGGUUGGCUACUAAGAUGUAUUCUACGUGGUUCUGAAGAUUCACAUGAUGGUCUUGUGUCCUUCUCACCCCAGAGGAUUGGACCCUCCCCUCUGUUUGGAGUUGUUAGCCAGUGGUCUGAAGUCCUUGAUAAACUCCCAGAUAAGGUGGUGAUUGAGGCAAUUGACAGAUUUUUAAUGAGCUUAAGUCAACUUUUGGGACUGCACAAUCUAGAUGCACAGCAGAGGAUCAUUGCUGACAAGGAAAUGGAAAGAAAAAUGUUGAUAUUGGAGAAAGAGAGGCAAAACCUGCAAAGGGUUAUACAUACUCAAGAAGAAAUGACUCUGUUUUACAGGGAAAAGAGUGGUGUAGUUUUAGCUAAAGAGGGAGUCAACUUGACUGAAAUCACUAAAAAUUCUUGUCUGCAAUUGAGUCUAGAACAGAUUCUCAUGGCCCUGGAGAUGUUUGCUACCAGCUCAAAGCAAGCUUAUGAGGAACUUCAAGCAAGUAUUGAAGAAGGCUGGUCUCGUCUAGAGUCUUGAUUUGGAGUUUCUGCAGAGAUUCUUAUUGGACAUGUCUGUCAAUCAUGAAAUAUGUCACAUGUAUUUUUUGCUACAUUUAUUAUCUCUGAUCCAGCACUCGGUGAUUGGUUGAUUCUGAUAGAGUAUCAGAUAAUACCCAGAUUAUGGCUAAUCGCUGGUAGUUAUUCCCUCGUUUUGUCAAUGAGGUCUGACUUCAUUGUUUGGUAGGCACCUUGGCUUCUGCUUCUUCUCAUGAACUUGAGUACUUGACAGAUUUUGCAUUGUCGGUCAACUAAGUUGCAGGUAAAAUGUCCUGUUUAUGAUCAGCCGCAGGUUAUGCGGCCAGGUUGCUGUGAGAGAAUAAACCAAGCAAUUGAAUAAGACUUGUCUGCGCAUUAGCCAUUUUACAUUGGAAACGAAGAGAGGUGGAGUCUGUCAGGUAUGCUUGAUCGGAAUCUCUUUUAACAUUUAACCAACUGCUUCAAGAGGUUGUUUAUAUAUAUAUAUAUAUGUAUAGAAACUGCUUCAAGAGGUAGCUUAUCAUACAUUAGCACCCCAUGUACUGCUUUAGCCCCAAAAUAAUUCUCUAAUGGAUUUUGAUCCUGUCUGCUGAGGUACAUGUAAUGGACUACAACAGUUCAAAACUCCAAGGUACUAUCUUUUAAGAUGAAUAGUGUUGAAGAAUCUUUCAGAGACAUGAAUGUGUUUGGAGUCCAAAGAGCAUUCAAGGAAGUUCCUCCCUAAAAUAGACACCGAGUUCUUUGCAGUCUUUUGUAUUAUAAGUUAUUAAUUGAAAGAAGAAUAAUUUUUAUAGCCGUAUGAAAAGCAGCAUUUGCA